AUGACAACUCGAGAUAAUAUCUCCCAUCAUCAUCGAAAUGAUAGUGAGGAUUCAUUGAUUGAGGCAUUUGAAACUACUUUGACUAUUAAACCCAGCACCACUGAAUAUGAAGAUAACGACAUAUCCAUCGACCAUACUGUUUUGCCCAAUUCGACAGUAAAUUACACUCGAGAUGCAACCAGUAUGGUUGAUAUUGAAGAGUUGGAAGAAAAUGAACAACUAGAAGAGCAAAUACCCAAAUUCAAAACUAAUAGAAGGUAUAGCUUACUUCCAACAAAGACUACGUUUAAGAAAAUUGGAUCACCUGGAUUAGAAGAGUACUAUGUUCAACAAAAACUUGACCCCAAAUUUCACGACAUCCUAAAGCCUAGUGUACUUAUUGAUGAAAAAUUGAUUAAAUAUCACCACACAUUUAGUGAUUUCAUUGCAUCAAACCCACACAUUAAUAAGGAGUCACCUCGAUUCCAACAUAAUUCAGAAAAAACAUUGGUUAUAUUAUCACCAUAUAGUCCUGAACAUGCAUUUGGUAGGAAAUGGGUGACAAAGUCAUACUUGUCGACGAUUUUUGAACGUCCACAACGAUUACUUGCAAGUUGCAUUGGUGUUGCUUCAGCAAUCACAAUGUAUCCUUUUUACUACAAGCUUAUUAAUUCAACAAAGAGAAGUUCCAUCUUUGCAUCACAUGUAAGGAAAAUUCAUGGGAAAAAUUGGCCAAAAAAGUUAUUUGAAUUGUGUUUGGAAAGUCAUGAAAAGUUGAAUAAUGAUGAAAUUGAGGUUCCCGAGGAUUGGAACACUGGUGAUAUUUAUCUCACACCAAAGACCAUAAAUGCGAUCGAGGGUGUAAUUGGUACAAUAGAAACUGCUGUCGAUAGUUUGUUCAACACUCUGUCAACAUCUCCUCAAGCAGGUAUUAGCACUUCCGGUAGAGGAAACCACGACUUGGCGUUCGUAGUGAUACGACCACCAGGCCACCACAGCCACGCUUGCCUACCUAGUGGCUUCUGUUUAUUAAACAAUGUACAAAUUGGGAUAGAAUAUGCAUUUGAAACAUAUGGUGUGACACAUUGUGCUAUAUUAGAUAUUGACUUGCAUCAUGGGGAUGGCUCACAAGACAUUUGCUGGGAAAGAGCUGGUUUUACAGGAGAUUAUGGCCAACAAGCCGAAGAUGAAAUUGAUGACCCAUCAUUGAAUCCGCGUAAUGAAUAUGGUAAAAGGUUUGCAACGUUUCCCAAGGUGGGGUAUUUUUCACUUCACGAUAUAAAAUCGUACCCUACUGAAUUGGGAUUUGCAACAAAGGAGAAUAUCAAGAAUGCGUCAACCUGUAUAAUGGAUCAUGACUUGAAUAUUUGGAAUGUCCAUUUACAAAAUUGGAAUACUGAAGAUGAAUUUUACAAACAUUAUCAAACUAGAUACGUGGCGAUUCUAAACCGUGCAAAUCAAUUCUUAAACAAUGCCAAGAAGCAACACGAUCAAGAGUAUGAGGAGUAUUUAGCUCAAUUGAGCAAAUACAACAAGUAUCUACAAAAACCACACCUUUAUCCAAACCAGAAACCAGAGAAGCCAACACCACCACCAGCAUACAAACCUUUAAUCAUAAUAUCUGCUGGAUUCGAUGCUUCUGAAUACGAAGACCCACAAAUGCAGCGACACGGUAUAAACGUUCCAACUUCAUUUUAUGCAACAUUCACCAAAGAUGUGGUAAAAUUGGCCAAGAUACACACUAAAGGGAAAGUCAUUUCAUUUCUUGAAGGUGGUUAUAGUGAUGGCGCUUUAACAACAGGUAUAUUUUCCCAUCUUAUUGGAUUAAACAAUGAUGAUGAUCUCUUGUGGAAUCAUACAUGGGGGUCAGAACAAGUUGCUAAGGAAUUGAUUAAAGGAUGCAAAAAAAACUGGACACCUUAUAAAAACCCCAAGAGUGAAAUCACCAUUUGGGCUAAUGAGGUUAUCAAGUUAGGACGUUCGAUGAUGCCCAAUGCCAUUUUACCCGCGAACCACAUUUAUAGAGAUCAGUCAAAGGAUAAAGACGUCGUCAAUGGGAAACCAGUAAAUCGAAUGGUGAAGGAUCUUUUAGAUGGUGGAGUGGGGAUAAUCGAGACACCUAAAAUGAAAAAAAUCGAUGAUCGUGAGGACUUUAAAAAGCCAGUUAGACAUACUAGAUCUUACUAUAAAACAGUCUGA
Molecule: messenger RNA, 2178 nt
Organism: Lodderomyces orthopsilosis Co 90-125
Lineage: Eukaryota; Fungi; Ascomycota; Pichiomycetes; Serinales; Debaryomycetaceae
Gene: HOS3
Product: histone deacetylase
Exons: 1
Coding region: 1-2178 (725 amino acids)
Cellular component (GO): nucleus
Molecular function (GO): histone deacetylase activity
Source: RefSeq, a predicted model, not a curated record